CCGGAAGCGGAAGUGCUCGGUGGAGGUGCACAGGGCGCAUUCUAGCGGCGGCUACGGAGGCGGAGAAGGAGCUCACCAUGGAGCACGUGACGGAGGGUUCCUGGGAGUCGCUGCCAGUGCCGCUGCACCCACGGGUGCUGGGCGCGCUGCGGGAACUGGGCUUCCCAUACAUGACGCCGGUGCAGUCUGCAACCAUCCCUCUGUUCAUGCGAAACAAAGAUGUUGCUGCAGAAGCGGUCACAGGUAGUGGCAAAACGCUCGCUUUUGUCAUCCCCAUCCUGGAAAUUCUUCUGAGAAGAGAAGAGAAGUUAAAAAAGAGUCAGGUUGGAGCCAUAAUCAUCACCCCUACGAGAGAGCUGGCCAUUCAGAUAGACGAGGUCCUGUCGCAUUUCACGAAGCACUUCCCGCAGUUCAGCCAGAUUCUUUGGAUUGGAGGCAGAAAUCCUGGAGAAGAUGUUGAGAGGUUUAGGCAACAAGGUGGGAACAUCAUUGUGGCCACUCCCGGCCGCUUGGAAGACAUGUUCCGAAGGAAGGCAGAAGGCUUGGAUCUGGCCAGCUGUGUGCGAUCCCUGGAUGUCCUGGUGUUGGACGAGGCAGACAGACUUUUGGACAUGGGAUUCGAGGCAAGCAUCAACACCAUCCUAGAGUUGUUGCCAAAGCAGAGGAGAACAGGCCUUUUCUCUGCCACUCAGACGCAGGAAGUGGAGAACUUGGUGAGAGCGGGUCUCCGGAACCCUGUCCGGGUCUCGGUGAAGGAGAAGGGCGUGGCAGCCAGCAGUGCCCAGAAGACCCCCUCCCGCCUGGAAAACUACUACAUGGUAUGCAAGGCAGAUGAGAAAUUUAAUCAGCUGGUUCAUUUCCUUCGCAAUCAUAAGCAGGAGAAACACCUGGUCUUCUUCAGCACCUGUGCCUGUGUGGAGUACUAUGGGAAGGCUCUGGAGGCGCUGGUGAAGGGCGUGAAGAUUAUGUGCAUUCAUGGAAAGAUGAAAUAUAAACGCAAUAAGAUCUUCAUGGAGUUCCGUAAAUUGCAAAGUGGGAUUUUAGUGUGCACUGAUGUGAUGGCCCGGGGAAUCGAUAUUCCUGAAGUCAACUGGGUUUUGCAGUAUGACCCUCCCAGCAGUGCAAGCGCCUUCGUGCAUCGCUGCGGACGCACAGCCCGCAUCGGCCACAGGGGCAGCGCUCUGGUGUUCCUCCUGCCUAUGGAAGAGUCAUACAUCAAUUUCCUUGCAAUUAACCAAAAAUGCCCCCUGCAGGAGAUGAAGCUCCAGAAAAGCACAGUGGACCUUCUGCCAAAACUGAAGUCCAUGGCCCUGGCCGACAGAGCUGUGUUUGAAAAGGGCAUGAAAGCUUUUGUGUCGUAUGUUCAGGCUUAUGCAAAGCAUGAAUGCAACCUGAUUUUCAGAUUAAAGGAUCUUGAUUUUGCCAGCCUUGCUCGAGGUUUUGCCCUGUUGAGGAUGCCCAAGAUGCCAGAAGUGAGAGGAAAGCAAUUUCCAGAUUUUGUGCCUGUGGACAUUAAUACAGACACGAUUCCAUUUAAAGAUAAAAUUAGAGAAAAGCAGAGGCAGAAACUCCUGCAGCAACAAAGAAAAGAGAAAACAGAAAAUGAUAAGAGGAGAAAAUUCAUAAAAAAUAAAGCUUGGUCGAAGCAGAAGUCCAAAAAAGAAAAGAAGAAAAAAAUGAAUGAGAAAAGGAAAAGGGAAGAGGGUUCUGAUAUUGAAGAUGAGGACAUGGACGAACUUCUCAAUGACACAAGACUCUUGAAAAAACUUAAAAAAGGCAAAAUAACUGAAGAAGAAUUUGAGAAGAGCUUGUUGACAACUGGCAAAAGAACAAUCAAGACAGCAGAUUUAGGGAUCUCAGAUUUGGAAGACGACAGCUGAUUCUGGUUCCAGUGCCACAGAUGAACCCACAAGGGCAUAGCUAUUCCCUAACUUGGUGGAUGGCUCCAGUUUGCUUUCAGUGGAAAUCAAAACUUCAGAGACAUCUGAGAAGGAUCACAUCUCUGAAAGGUGUCCUUUCAGACUAGAGGAAAAUGAGGGAUUUCACAAUUGUGAAUAUUUUACUAAAAACAGUCCAGUCUUGGCCAAAGGUGGUGGCUCUUGCCUGUAAUCCCAGCACUUUGGCAGGCAGAUCACUUGAGCCCAGGAGUUCAAGAUCAGCCUGGGCAACACAGUGAGACCCUCUCAUUAAAAACAACAAAACAAAACA
Messenger RNA from Cebus imitator (Panamanian white-faced capuchin), 2208 nucleotides. It is a transcript of the gene DDX55, whose product is annotated as DEAD-box helicase 55. The transcript has 14 exons. The coding region runs from base 78 to 1880 and encodes 600 amino acids. Gene Ontology annotation, cellular component: nucleolus. The record is from RefSeq and is a predicted model, not a curated record. Gene Ontology annotation, molecular function: RNA helicase activity; ATP binding; nucleic acid binding. Lineage: Eukaryota; Metazoa; Chordata; Mammalia; Primates; Cebidae.